Fusarium verticillioides 7600 is the source of this 5291-nucleotide messenger RNA. RefSeq lists its product as hypothetical. NCBI's taxonomy places the organism in Eukaryota, Fungi, Ascomycota, Sordariomycetes, Hypocreales, Nectriaceae. The transcript is spliced from 4 exons. The record is from RefSeq and is a predicted model, not a curated record. The coding region runs from base 2107 to 3801 and encodes 564 amino acids.
CAGACAGGUCCAAGGCGGCGUGCUCUAAACUUUGGAGAGACCUCAACAUCCUACUAACAUCCAAUACAUCCAUACAACCAGCUCGCUCUCUGCCUCUCGUCAUGCUUUAUGUAAAGCCUGGAGAGACCCCACCAAACUAUUGAAUCGAAUUCUGCAAAAUACCAAAAAUCAACAAAAUAUGUAGCAGAAACCUCAAGAGUCUAGUGCCUGUUUUGCCCAGCCAACAACCCAAUUUGAGAAUGCCGAGACACCCUCUUCUUCUCGACGGUAGGACAGAUUAAGUUGUCUUUUUUUUCGCAGGGGAUACAGCGCCUCACUCGUAUCUUUGCUUAGCAUCUCGAUCAACUCUAGGCGGCAUUGACUUCUCCAUCAUGUCUCACCAAAAAUCAGCCUCUUACUCUGUCAAACCGAAAUUUCUGCGCCACUCCCAUACUUUUGAGUCUCCCUUCUGGGCCACCAAAUAACUGUCCUUGAACUUAGCGUAUCCCUUUUCUGCCAAUCUCAGGAACAAGAUCAGCCUCAACACAUAAUAAUUACCUAGAGAGAUACAUAUCGAGUUAAGCUCAUCCCUUGCGCGUUGUCUUGGCCAAUCUUACUCUCGGCGAUCUGUUAAUUACGUAGUAUAUCUCUUUCUUCGUAUCACCUGCGAUACGGCAUGUCUAUACGAUUUCCCCGUUCGUAUCUAUGUACUAUUCCUGUUCUCCUUACUCAGAUCAAGUCAGGUAGGUCAGCACUGUACACGUCUUGGUCUCGGGAGAUCAUCCACCGGCCUCAAGCCACAUCAAGGGACAGGGGAGGUCCGGACUGGAACUUUACUUGUACCUUUCCCUGCCGUUCACCAUGCUGCAAGUGUUUAUUUGUUUUGUAUGUGGUUUUACCUUUAGCCAUGUCUUUUCAGCUCGUGUCUUGUUUUGACUAUGGCGCACACACUUUACAAGCAACUAUUACCGCUACAAGUACGACCACACCUUUUUUGAGGUCUAUUUAGAGUCCGGGUUGCUCAGAGUUACCUAGUCGGUCGUUUCCUUCGGAGCUGAAGCACAGUGUGUCUCGCUGUGACCAGUCAAACGUCGUGCCUUAACUUUGCUGGGGCCGAGAGCUGACUUCAAGCUGACGAGAGGUGGCUGUAAAAGUCACGAAUUGCUGGCAAGCGCAAGCCAUCGAAACUCAAUCACUCUUUGCAUGGAUGGUGUUGGAGCAGCGGCUGGCUGAGGUAAACAAUUGGACCCCCGCUUACCUGAGGUCCUUCUCUUGUUUCCCCACUUGACUCUCACGAUAUCAUCAUCUCGAUAUUUAGGCCCAGAAUAUUGCUUCACUGCAACAAGCAUAAGCGUACGGUACCUGGCACUCACAUCGGAUGCGCGGCAGCCAAGCGGGUGCCAACUCCAAUACAUGAUGGUUUAUUAUCCUAAGGUAUCCGACAGUAUCGGAUGACUGCUCAUUUAUUGACCAUCACAAGGGCCAAAAGCACACAAACGCGAUGCCUGCAAUUCCCCAAUCGACGUCAUUUGUGAUCCGUCUUGAACGACCAAGCGGUCGACGAGGGAAAAACAAAAGAGGCACUGCUCUGUGCAACCGUAUAUCCAAUCACAAUGCACAAAGGACACCCCGAAACGUCCCAGAGGCCACAUUUUCCGGCUCGCUGCCGUUCGCUACAGCGGUCAGGAGCGUUUCAUCACAAAGCCAUCAAAUAGGCCAGGCCUUGCACGGGAAACCGAUGCUCGUUUCCGUCUGUAAGAUUGGUUGCCAUUGGUUGGAGUGAUUGCUAUGCUGCUCUCUUGCUAAUACAAACGUCGCAGGCUGUGCUUGACACGCCAUCAAACCGCGUUCAAUUGCAUAGAACGGGCAGGCACAUUAGAUCGGAAAGGUACCUAGGUAGUGUUCACCUCUACCUAGCUUCCACUUUAUGUUAUGCCUGUUUCUUUUGUCGGCAUGCCUGAACUAUGGGAAACGGUGCUCUUCGGGAGUGUUGCAUCAUUGAGAUGAAGCUUGAUUUAAAAGUCACAGGUCGGACAUGCCAAUGGUGGUGUCACCUAUAGCCUCGAUAUACCGAGGAAAGUGGCUCUUACUUAAUACAAGUCUCCAAACCCUUACCAUUGAUACACGAUGGACGAAGGACGGUGUUUCCAUUGGUGGUCUUUUUGCUGUCUGUGCCUCUUUGACUUUUGCGAUGGGGACAGAGUGAUAAGAUCUGGCCAUCCUUCUGAAGCGGGUUCUGGGGUACCAGCAACAGUUGAGUUUGACUACGAAACAUUGAUCUUCAAUCCCGAAAGCCCACAGUAUAUUUCGCCACGCCAAUGGGAGAGAACUAGCACCUUUGUUCUUGUUGCACACCUAGACUGCAUGAGAAGAUUCCCUCCUUUUGACAAGAAUAUUGUAUUGAACCUCCUACACUAUGAUUUCCGCCCCUCGGAUUCCCGAAAACGGGAAAGAAUGCUGGUUCUUCGACAGUGUUGCCUUGAUAUUUCCGGGGAGCAUGCAGAUACCACAUUGGGCGCUCUUCAAGAAAAGGCUCGAAUAGGCGUGAGAGACUUGAUUCUAGCACCAAACUUGGUGAAUAUCCUUUCUAGCAAAAAGGCCACAUAUUUACACUUCGUUGUUGAUCCAACAAAACCAAUUUGGGGAAUAUCGACCACGUUCGAAAAUGCCCGUUACCUUCAAGGUCUUUCAAAUAACGUUGCUAGGGACGCAUUCUUGGUGGUCUCGGAGCCGCAGCAACUCUCGGACGGACUCUAUUUCGCUUCAGACCACCUUGGAGUCAGGGCAAUCUCCUUUGGUGAGACCGAUGUGUCAAAAAGCUCCAGCUAUGAACAGCCGGGAAUUUGGUGGACCUUUCAAAACACCAAUAAGUCGGAGCGCUACUUUUUGAAAUGGUACGGUGAUGGCUUUAAAAUGCGCGAUUUGCACGUGGUGAAAUCGGAAGAAGACGCUCUGCCUCCGCUGGCAAGAUGGUCGUUGCUACCGCCAAAUCCGGAGGCUGUCUGGUACUUGCACCUCGAUGACAGAGCUGGUGGUCGACACUAUCUCAAGGUUCUGGAGUGUGAAAGCCCUGAGAUCACUGGCUAUUCAGCAUGCCUACUUGACGAAGACCUGCUUUACCUGCAUAGUCAUCGUGAGGGCGAGGACUUUUCAUUCUAUAGUGAAGGUCGGGGAGACCGACUACACGCAGUGUGGCUGUAUUUUCCAGUUGAGAAGAACGAGCGGAUUGUCGAAGUCUGGCGCCUGAGGAGAAGGCCAGCAUUCUGGCGCGAUAUCCUUCUGCUACGAACGAACAAGAGUCGCGUUUUCUUUCUAGGAGCCAACGCCAACAUGACCCAACCAGAUGCCAUCUUCGAACGUGUGGCCUUAUUGACCGCCAAACCUUCUCGUCUCUGGUUCAGUUCUCAGGGAGACGGUGUUGACUGUCUUGCAUUCGACUGUGAGGACAAACGUCAUGACAAGAAUGAAGCUCCCCCAUCUUUCCACGACCCAUCUACAUGGUCCUCAAGGAUGAGUGUCCAGCAGAUCUUCAAUAAAUCGGUUAAACUUGGAGGUGUGACUGGACUCGUCCCCUGCAGAACUUGGAUCCCAGGAUCUACUGGGAUUGUCGGUCUCAUCUUCACCUACUCCGAUGGCUCGAAGGAGUCAGUAGGACAAAUCCGUCUCGAUCACCUCCUUCCACCCAUCGAGGUUGAUCCGGCCGGAGAGAUGUGGAUAGGAGCCAGACUGCUUCAGCCCAGUGGCGCGGUCGUUGAGUCAAUGAGAGUAAUUAGUCCACUGGCCAAACUUUCCAUGGUGGGAACCCCUCCCAGGAAGGAUUGACUUGGUUGAGGAUACUUUGGAGGGGUCGCUUAGACUGGAACUUUCUGUAUAGCAAAUGCUUCAUCAAUGUCAGCGAUCAGGCCAAUGUAAAUCAGCACAUGAGCAUUGAUAUGUUGCUGGAGAGCUGGGCCGGGAGAGAGUGGGAGAAAGAGGAGGUGUCAGGGCAGCAACUUGUUGUGCGUGCCCAUUGAUACGACACAUUGGCGCUUAGAACAGCUUCGUUAAACAUUUCUUUCAAGAUAUUCAUGUUCCUCUAUAUCAGGCUAACAGGAUUCUCGCUCCAUCUUCCAACUCCAUAACAUCAUCUGCCCUCGCCGCCUUUCCACCCCAAAUCACCGUCCCAGUUCCAUCGAUAGCAAAAGCACCAGCCUCCUGCCACUUAUUCCCCAUCGUCGUCAACGGUCCAUCAUCUUCUUCAUCGUCCACAUUAUUCGUACUCGCUGGUUUCUUCUCAUUCGUCUCCUUUCUCUGUAUCGCUCCAGCCACUUUCUCUCCCAACCAUCCCGACUCUUUCCAUCCUUGAACUUGCGUCGUGGGAUUGAGUACAUACCACAUACUACUCGUCCCUAAACCCCAAGCUGCAUAAAUAGCCCUCUCUUCAUCGACGAUAACGCGAACGCUCCAGGCGCCGCCGAGAAGAGAUACCCAUUUUUGAGUUGCUUGCUCUGAGGCGUGGGAUACGGCUAUGCAUGUUAAUGCAUCGCCAUAUCGAUUCGCCAUUGUGCGAAGAUUAAUAAAUGUCUUUUGAGCAACUGCGCAUCGUCAGCAUUGACCUCAGAAUCUGGAGAGUGGCAACUUACAAGCACAACCAACACAGCGUAAAAACACAAGCAGAACUCUCUUCCCCCCACCAACCCUCAGCUUCCCCGUUUUAUCAAGGGGUGCUUUAUCUCCUAUCCCCGGUAGUCUACCCUUAGCAACAGCAGCAGGCGGAGGCGUCAACCACGGCUGAACAGUAAGCGGCAGAGACCGAACAGACAUCCAAGACGUCCAGCCUGAGUCCGUUUCAUUAUCGAGAUCUGCUGGUGGGUUCUUACGCAGUUUGUUUGGCUCGCGCUUCUUUUCUGAAAAGUCAAAGACGUCGCUUGGUAUACCUGCUUUUUUGAGGGCGAGCUUGGUUGUGAAUGAUGAGAGCAUCGUGAGGAAUGAGAUGUGAGAUGUGAUGGGACUAGGGAAGAUUGCGGGCCGGGCCGAUGGGGUGAGACAAUUAUAGAUUGAGCAUAUCACGGGAAUAGAUUGAUUUGAUGAGAUUAGUGAGAGAAAGUUGUCAUGUUUGUUCUUUGUGUUGUGAAGAAGAUGAGACGUGGUGUUGAGUUGAAACUCCAAAACAGGGGGUUGAGAUAUGACGCUAGUAAGGGUUUGGAAUGGGGGCGACUGGUUUAGGGUAACGCGAAUGGUAAAGCUCCAUCAGCUGGAAUGAAGAGAAGGGAGUCUGGAGAGUACCUUUGUGCAGUAACUAUUAUUGUUAAAUAUUAUUAUCUUUUACACAG